AAUACAUUUCAAAAUUUAUUUAAACUAGUUUUAAAAUAUAUAGUGACAGAAUCAUAUUGGCAGUGAACAAUAAAUUGGGCCCAAGGUAUAUUGCAAGACUGUGAAAUAGCUAAAAUAAAUUUAUGUUACUGCAAAGAAUUCUGUAUUUUCUAAAUGCCAGGUCUUUCAACCACCCAAAAUAGCUUAUAGUGGUAAAAGUCAACUAACACUUUAAUUUUUAUGUGUGUGUGAAAAACCUGGGGAUUAAAUUGCUAUCGUGAAAUCUGUUUAAUUUUUAUGUAAAACUAAAUUAAGAAAUAUUCAAGUCACGUAGAUUAUUUUUGUGCUAAACUAAUUAAUUUCAAAUUGUUAAAAAUUAAUUUAUGAGGCUAUAAAUAGGCAAUUUGAAAGAGUUUUAGUUGGUUAAGGGGCGUUGAAAACUGCUAGAAAUAUAAAGAGAAAGGAGAACUUAACAUAACAUCGAUUAAAAAAACGUAAUAUAAAAUAGACGCAAUAUGUUACUAUUAGUAACACAUACAUAUUCACAUGCAUUUUGAUCACAUAAUGGAAUAAAUUCCUAAGCUACGAAGUGAGCUGGUAUUUUCAGCAACAGGAAGCAAGCUUUGUAAGCAUCGGACCGCUGGAAAAACUCUUCCCGUAUCCAGAGUUCGCAUUCCGCAAUUGCAUCCACGUGAACGGGAACAAAUGGCGCGCAAAUAAAAGGGUUAAAAUUGGCUUAAACUCUGCCUGGUCCGACUUCAAAGGGGACAAUUAUUAUUUGUUUCCAUGUGGAACACGGUUUUGGGGUUUUUUUUUUUUCAAAACGUACAUACUAUAAAGUAUGAUUCAAUUAUUGUUUUUUUUGCCAGCGUUGUGAUUUGUUUCGUUAAAAAUUAAUAUGUACACUGCUUUUUUGGUAGUUUUUCUACUGUCUGGGUUUGUCAUUUAAUAAUAAAACAGCAAGUUUCCAUUUUGAGCUCUUUGAGUGACUAAUUGGAAAUGAAACAUUUAAUUUGAUUUUUAUUUAUUUAUUCUUUUUUAUUUUAGGUAAGUUGACUGCAUUAUUAUAUCUAAACAUAUUCGGCUAUAGAGACCUGCAAGGCAACAACAUCACUGCCAUUUAUGAAUCAGACUUUCAUGAUUUAGGAAGACUAAAAAUUUUAGACCUCAGUCAUAAUCAGAUAUCGGUUAUUGGAAAGAAAACAUUAAAAGGGGCUCCGAGCUUAAGGACGUUACAACUUGACAAUAACAGGAUAACAUGCAUAGACGACUCAGCAGUGCGAGAAAUGAAAGACUUAGAAGUCAUUACUUUAAACAACAACAAUAUUACCUGGAUUGGAAAAGACAUGUUUUCAACCCUUUUUCGACUACGUACGUUAAGAUUAGCUGACAAUCUGUUACAUUGCGAUUGUAAUUUGUCUUGGCUCGGAAGAUAUUUAAGAAAUUCUCCGCGUUUAGCUCAAUAUACUAGAUGCUUCUCCCCAAAUCACUUGAAAGGGCAAAAUGUGGCGGAUGUUCAAGACCAUGAGUUUAAAUGUUCUGGCUUAGCAGAACGAGCCAUUAGUGGAGAAUGUCUUAGUGAACCACAGUGUCCGCAUCCUUGUAGAUGUGCAGAUGGUAUUGUAGACUGUAGAGAGAAAGGACUUACGCAAGUUCCCGAUCAUUUACCUGAAACCACAACGGAAAUACGUCUAGAACAGAAUCAAAUUAGCCAAAUUCCUACAAGAGCAUUUUCGCAUUACAAAAGGCUGAGAAAAAUUGAUUUGAGUAACAACAAAAUAUCCAAAAUUGCACCAGAUGCAUUUCACGGCUUGAAAGGGCUCACAUCUUUAGUCCUUUAUGGCAAUAAGAUCAAAGAUCUUUCAUCGGGAAUUUUUCAAGGUUUAACUUCAUUACAACUUUUAUUAUUAAAUGCCAAUGAAAUAUCUUGUGUACGACGAGAUACAUUUAGGGACCUACAGAACCUUUAUUUGCUAUCCCUUUACGACAAUAAUAUUCAAACCCUCUUAAAUGGCAGUUUCGACUCAUUAAGAAGUAUUCAGACUCUACAUUUAGCUAGGAACCCAUUCAUCUGCGACUGCAACUUGAAAUGGCUGGCUGAAUACCUUCACAAGAAUCCAAUAGAGACGUCAGGCGCGAGAUGCGAGUCGCCGAAAAGAAUGCAGAGGAGGAGAAUAGAAUCAUUGAAAGACGAGAAAUUCAAAUGUAAGAGAAACGGCCAAGAAGAAUUUAGGUCUGCAUCUACAGGAGAUUGUUUUGUAGACACUGAAUGCCCGGAAGGAUGUUCUUGUGAUGGUACAAUAGUUGAUUGCUCUGGCCGAGGUCUAAAAGAAAUACCGAAAGAUAUACCUUUACAAACUACUGAACUAUUGCUAAACGAUAAUGAGUUAGGCAGAAUAAAAUCUGAUGGACUAUUUGGUAGACUUCCAAAUUUAUCGAAGUUGGAUCUGCGAAGGAACAUUAUUACAGGAAUUGAGCAAAAUGCUUUUGAGGGAGCUUCUCGGAUAUCAGAACUGCUAUUAUCCGAAAAUAAAUUAAUGGAGAUUCAUAAUAAAAUGUUUCUUGGGCUGCAUACUUUAAAGGUUCUCUCUUUAAAUAACAACCAUAUAACUUGUGUCAUGCCUGGAUCGUUUGACCAUUUACAAUCUCUACAUACGCUGAACCUGAUUCAAAACCCAUUUAUGUGCAAUUGCCAUUUGGCUUGGUUCUCAGACUGGUUAAAAAAUAAAGGCCUUAGUGGGUCUUCCCCAAGGUGUGCAGGUCCCGAACGAGUCAAAGACGUGCAAAUUAAAGAAUUACCUAAAACCGAAUUUAAAUGUUCAAAUGAAAAUGACCAAGGAUGUUUGGGAGAUAAUUAUUGCCCACCAAUGUGUUCGUGUACAGGAACAAUUGUUAGAUGUACGAGGGCAAGUCUGAAAGAGAUACCCAGAGGCAUUCCGUCAGAAACUUCGGAACUUUAUUUGGACUUUAACCAAAUCGAGCGAAUCCAAGCUGAACGGAUAGGACAUUUGAAGUCACUGACUAGAUUAGACUUAAGCAACAACCAAAUAAGCAUGCUCUCCAAUGUGACCUUUGCAACCCUCUCUAAAUUAUCUACCUUAAUAGUGAGCUAUAACAGGCUUCAAUGUAUACAAAAAGGCUCCCUUCAGGGAUUGAAAUCUUUAAGAAUUUUGAGUUUGCAUGGAAAUCAGAUAAGCUUAAUUCCGGAGGGCACCUUUGCUGGACUGAAGAGUAUAAGCCAUAUUGCAUUGGGUUCAAAUCCGCUUUACUGUGACUGUUCAAUGCGAUGGUUGUCGGAUUGGGUUAAAGUAGACUACGUGGAACCAGGUAUUGCUCAUUGCGCCGAACCUCCUAAUAUGAAAGACAAGUCUAUUUUGAGUACUCCCUCAUCAGCGUUUAUAUGUAAAGGUCAAAUAUCCAAUGACAUACUAGCUAAAUGCGAUGCCUGCUACACCUACCCAUGCCAAAACAAUGGAAAGUGCCAGACAUUACCGGAACGUGAAUACGAAUGUAAAUGUGCUCCCGGCUAUCAUGGCAAAAACUGCGAAUUUAUGAUAGACGCCUGUUAUGGAAACCCCUGCGGAAAUGCCGGAACUUGCAAAGUUUUGGAGGAAGGACGAUUCAGUUGUCAAUGUAUGCCGGGUUAUACUGGUCUCAGGUGCGAGACUAACAUAGACGACUGCGUAGACAAUAAAUGCGAAAAUAACGCUACUUGCGUCGAUUUAAUUAAUUCAUACGAAUGUAAAUGCCUGAAUGGCUUCAUGGGCGAGUACUGCGAACGAAAAAUUCCCUUUUGCACUGAGCAAUACAACCCUUGUGAAAAUAACGCUCGCUGUGUCGAUCACGAUAGUUAUUAUACUUGCGAGUGUCUACCUGGUUUUAAGGGCGAGAACUGCUCCAUCGACAUAGAUGAUUGUGAGAAUCACAUGUGCCAGAAUGGGGCUACCUGCGUAGAUGGCAUCAAUGAAUACCAAUGCCACUGUUCUGGAGAAUAUACCGGAAAAUUCUGCGAGAUCAGCCCCUUUGUAGCCAUGAUGUAUCCACAAACCUCACCAUGUCAGCAACACGAAUGCGUGCACGGAACAUGUUUUCAGCCCAGCGGCUCGAACGAUUAUGUAUGCAAGUGUGCACCAGGAUAUUCAGGAAAACACUGUGAGUAUCUGACAAGCCUCAGUUUUACUCACAACAAUUCUUACGUCGAAUUAGAACCACUACGCACCAAACCAGAAGCAAACGUCACAAUUGUAUUUGCAACUACAGAGGAGAAUGGAGUUCUUAUGUAUGAUGGACAUAACGAACACUUAGCGGUUGAACUGUUCAGCGGUAGAAUAAGAAUCAGUUAUAAUGUUGGAAACUACCCUGUAUCUACAAUGUAUAGCUUUGAAAUGGUCUCGGAUGGUCAGUACCAUAUAGCCGAGCUUAUAGCUAUAAAGAAAAACUUCACAUUAAGAGUCGACCGAGGUAUAGCUCGAAGUAUUAUUAAUGAUGGACCUAAGGACUUUUUAAGACUGACAACUCCUAUGUUUUUGGGCGGCAUACCACCUGAAGCUGGAGAACAUGCUUUUACUGAUUGGCAUCUUAGAAACUUGACCAGCUUUCAUGGGUGUAUGAAAGAAGUAUGGAUUAAUCAUAAGCAAGUUGAUUUUGGUAAUGCUAAAACUCAACAGAAGGUACAACCAGGUUGUGGCAUAAUAGACGAUAACAGAUAUGAGGAUGAACUUCAGGAAGAUGAUGGCAUGGACGGAAUGAUCGGGGAACCUCCUGCUGCUUCUAGUGACCCAUGCAAUAAUCAUAAGUGUAAAAAUGACGGAAAAUGUGUGCCAACCGUUGGUGGCGAAUACAGCUGCAAAUGUAAGCAGGGAUAUAAAGGAAAGUACUGCGAGCAAGGUGAGGACGAGUCUCCAACUUGUAAAAAAGAACAAGUUCGAGAGUUUUACUCUGAAAAUGGCUGCAGGUCCCGAAAAGCUCUAAAAGUUGCCAAAUGUAUCGGAUCAUGCGGAUCUAGCUGUUGUCAUGCCAGGAAGAGUAAACGAAGAAAGGUUCGUUUGGUAUGCCCCGAUGGUACCCGUUAUACCAAAGACAUCGACGUAGUGCGCAAAUGCGCAUGUACAAAGAAAUGCUACUGACUGUCGUCCGCUACUGCAUACAGUUCUAACGAAGCCAUACCACACACCAAAGUGAACCACAUUUCCGUAGGAUUUAUCGCUCAGGAUACGAAUGAUAAAGAUGUUGACCGAACCCCAAAAAAUGACAUUUUACAACCUGCUUACUUGUCUCAAUCAGAUCCAAAUGAGGCUGAUUUGCCGAGAACAGCACCAGUUUUACAGAAACCUGAUGAUCAGACUGUAGAGGGUGUUAAGAUGACAUUUAUUGUACCAAAUGAGGCCGACGAUGCUCAUCAGGCUGGUGGUUUAGUUGUUCAACAUAUUGAUGGAAAUGAAGUAGAUCAUGCGAAAGACGACAGGAUAGUUUUGUACCACGACAAACAAUGCCUUUUAUCAGCAUUUCUCUACUUCACAACCAUAACCUCAUUCGUGUAUUUGGCCAUUCUGUGGAUAAAACAACGCAUGCACGUUCACUUAGAUCAGUUCCAAUGGUGGUAGGCUUAAAAAUAUAUUAAAUAUUUUAUUAAUUAGUGUUUGGCAGCUAACUUAUAUUAUGUAGUAUUUCUAUCAAAUAUUUGCCCACUAGUUACUUAUCUGAUAAAAUUACUACAAAUAUACAUUAACGUUUUGCAUAAUUCAGUUCUCUUUGUAUCCAUUUAAACCUAUUUAUAAUUACGUAGAACUUAUAAAAAUUUAGGGAAAUCAAUGAUCUAACUAUUUAUUAGAAUAAAAUUUGCUUCAUUUUAUAUUUAUGCGCCAUAUAUUAUAUUAAAAAUAUAACGACAUAUUAUUUCUUUUUUAUAUAUUUUUAAACCGAAAACACUGACAGGGACUGAAUAAUAAAAAGACUUAACCUCUUCAUCCUAAAGACAAAACACUAAAUAAAAAACCCAACGUUAGAAAAGUAUGUAGUAGCGCGAGAAAACCACCUGAAAGGUUUCUGAAACCUUUAGUACUAAUAAACACUGUGUAAAACACACUUUUGUUACAAACUUUAAUAAUAGGAUUUUUAGAAAUUUAUUUAUAUUCACCGAUUGCAUAUACAGGGUACGUACUUGCCAAGAAAAAAUCACAUUCCUCAAUAAGAAAGGCAGCUUUGAAAUUUUAAAAUUUGAGUUUGUAAAUGCCCUGUAUAAUAUAAAUCAACAUAUACUUUAAUAUAUUUCUAUUUAUUUUUUCUAUUACACUUUGUAUAUAUCACAUCAAUAACAUCCAAACACAAACUGAUUGAAAUAGUGAUUUGGUUGUUAACCUUCUUAAAGCUUCAUUAUAUUAAGUUCUAUUUAUAAUUUAGGUUAAAGAUUGUCAGCUUUUACUUGAACCCAACUGACAACAAAAUUUAAACUUACGAAUAUAUGAAGAAUAUAAGACAUAUUUCACAAUUUAAACAAAAUACUCACCGUAUAUCACUCAGAAAUUGUCUUUAAUUCUUAAAAAAAGUAUUGCGUUUAAGUAUUAAUUUGAUUUGAUUAUUAUAACGAUUUAUUUUAUAUUUAUUUAAAUUCAUAACAAGUGGAAAAUUAGUAAAAAAUAAUCUAUUAACUGUAGGAUAUUAAAAUAAAUAAUUUUCCAGUUGUUUAAAAUUGAAAAAAAAGAGUAUUGUAUAUUGUAAAUUAUUCUAUCGUCUCAUUAAACUAGUACUAGGCAACUCCCCUCUCAGAACUAUUGUAAAUUAGAAAUUUUCAUUUAUCAUUUAAAACUUAAGGCAAGCUAAUACGAAUAUGAAAAGUCUAUGUGUACGAAAGAUUUCAAAUUCAUACCAACCACUUUAUAGUCCAGCAAAAUAUUAUAAGCAACGUCUAAAUUAAAGUUUUAUGUACCGAAUAUUAUGCCUAAGUAUAAUAACACAAUAACGUUUUAUCUAUUGUAAUAAUUUUUAUUCCCAUGACUUGUGUAUAAAAUAAAAUAAACUUUAAUGAA
Anthonomus grandis grandis is the source of this 7004-nucleotide messenger RNA. RefSeq names its product protein slit (gene sli). Bases 1266 to 5105 code for a protein of 1279 amino acids. Lineage: Eukaryota; Metazoa; Arthropoda; Insecta; Coleoptera; Curculionidae. Gene Ontology annotation, biological process: axon guidance. Gene Ontology annotation, molecular function: calcium ion binding; Roundabout binding; heparin binding. The record is from RefSeq and is a predicted model, not a curated record. The transcript has 31 exons.